This is a messenger RNA of Limanda limanda (common dab), 1116 nucleotides long. It is a transcript of the gene septin5b, whose product is annotated as septin 5b. Lineage: Eukaryota; Metazoa; Chordata; Actinopteri; Pleuronectiformes; Pleuronectidae. The record is from RefSeq and is a predicted model, not a curated record. Gene Ontology annotation, molecular function: GTPase activity; GTP binding; molecular adaptor activity. Gene Ontology annotation, biological process: regulation of exocytosis; cytoskeleton-dependent cytokinesis. Bases 1 to 1116 code for a protein of 371 amino acids. Gene Ontology annotation, cellular component: cell division site; synaptic vesicle; septin complex. The transcript has 11 exons.
AUGACGGCCAACAGCAGCCGCUUCAGGAGCCGUCCGCCCCGGUCAGGUGAGCACCUGCAGGAAAAGGACUAUGUUGGAUUUGCGACGCUGCCCAACCAGGUGCACAGGAAGUCUGUGAAAAAAGGAUUUGACUUCACCCUCAUGGUGGCAGGUGAAUCUGGUCUGGGUAAAUCCACCCUUGUGAACAGCUUGUUCCUCACUGAUCUGCAUAAGGACAGAAAACUACUCAAUGCUGAGGAGCGCAUCAGUCAGACGGUUGAGAUCACGAAGCACACGGUGGACAUCGAAGAGAAGGGGGUGAAGUUGAAACUAACUAUUGUGGACACCCCGGGUUUUGGGGACGCUGUCAACAACACAGAGUGCUGGCGGCCUGUCACGGACUACAUCAAUCUCCAGUUUGAACAGUACUUCCGGGAUGAGAGCGGACUCAACAGGAAGAACAUCCAGGACAACAGGGUGCACUGCUGUCUGUAUUUCAUUCCUCCGUUCGGACAUGGGCUUCGUCCAGUUGAUGUAGAGUUCAUGAAGGCCCUGCAGGACAAGGUUAAUGUGGUCCCUCUUAUUGCUAAGGCGGACUGUCUCACUCCCAGUGAGAUAAAGAAACUCAAAGAGCAGUUGAGAGAGGAGAUAGGUAGGUAUGGGAUAAAGGUCUACCAGUUCCCUGACUGCGACUCUGAUGAAGAUGAGGGGUUCAAGCAGCAAGAUAAAGAGCUGAAGGAGACCACUCCGUUUGCAGUGAUCGGCAGCAACACUGUGGUAGAAGCCCAAGGUCAGAGGGUGAGAGGGAGGCAAUACCCCUGGGGCAUCGUGGAGGUGGAGAACCCGUCCCACUGCGACUUUGUGAAGCUCAGGACCAUGCUGAUCCGAACCCACAUGCACGACCUGAAGGACAUCACCAAUGACUGCCACUACGAGAACUACAGAUCCCAGUGCAUCCAGACCAUGACCAGUAAGAUGAAUGCAGACAAGCGGGUGGAGAGCCCUAUCCCGAUCCUGCCGCUGCCCACACCGGAUGGGGAGACAGAGAAAAUCAUCAAAAAGAAAGAUGACGAGCUGAAGAGGAUGCAGCAGAUGCUCCAGAAGAUGCAGCAGCAGAUGCAUGAGCAGGACAUGUGA